AUGAGCGGGCUGUGCUGCAGCCGAUGUGGCAUUAACACGGUGGACAUGAUCAAGUGGGAUGAUCAACAGUCAGCCUUCGUUUGGAUCGGAUCAAAUUUAGAUGUGGCGAACAACUGUGUCGUGCCCGGUUCGUAUCAAGCUGCUCAUUGGGACCCACGGGAAGAGACCAACAAGGCAUAUUGCAGCGGCUGCUGGGACUGCUGGGGUACCUAUGUCAGGUCGGGCAACAAGGCUUACAUCUUAUCCAAGUGCUGCGAGGCUUUGGCCUGCGCGGCAGGGGUAGUGGUGUCCGGACAACGGUGCGGGAAUCCCUUCCAGUGCGUGCAGUGCAACAAAUGCUUCAACAAGGGCACACUCGAGAAGCACCUGCAGAAGUACCAUGCCCAGUCCAGCUGGAAAGAGCCCUGGCAUUCGUGGGGUCCGGAUUGCUAUGGAUGCCUGGCAAGCCGUGAAGUGUCGAUGCAAACGAACUUUACGUGGGUGACUGACGAGUACCACUCCAAAGGUUUUUGGGAGUUCCUUGCCAAAGGCCCUGGAGGUGGCGAGGACUGGCAGCCUUUCCGGCAAAAUGUCCAAGAGGUGCUCGAGGCGCGUUUCAAGUCGCUUCAGAGCGAAGGGGGGCCCAGCGAAGUAUCGGUUCCCACGAAUGGGUACUCCUACAUCAUCGACCUGGAGGCCAUGACGCAGCGGAACCAGAACACCAACCGCAUGCGCCGCAUCAGGCGUCAAGAAAUCAAGCAGGCAUCCGGACCGCAGCUUCUGGAGCACGAAGCUGGCAUCGACUCAGGCAGCAAUUCCUGGCGCCAAAACCCCAACCGCGGAGACUUGUGUUCAGAACGUGACGCACUGGUUGUAGAGCGCAAUGAUUUACUAGCAGACCGGGUGCAGCUGCGUGCAGAUUGUGCUGAACUACAGCGACAGAAUGGUGACUUGCUAUCACAGAGCGCUCAUAUGACUGCUCAUAUGGAGAGAGAUCUUUCGCAUCAGCGCGAAGUGGUCAACGCUCUAAACUUGCAGGUUGCCGAGUUGCAGAGACAGCUGAGCGCCCCUCGAGCAGACCACCGCAAGCAGAUGGCUGUGCAGGAAUCCUGGCGCAUGGGUGCUCAGCUCAACCUUGCCAUUGUCCAUGGCCUACCUGUCCAAGACAUGGUGAAUCAGAGAAUCCAAGAGGCGCUGCGAGCGACGUGUCCUGCAGGUCAUCACAGCCAGUGUGCUCACAUGCGCAACGUGACUGUGGUGUCCGUCGAGCAGCUUCACAAUGUAAACUUGUGGAAGAGUUACGAGUUCCGCAAGGAGCAAAUUCGCCGAGAAUUGACGGCAUCAUUGCCACAGUCACACAUUAUGGAAUCGAACACUCAGCUGUCUGGGGCCUGUUCAUGGGCAAAGUUGGAUGCCAGCAUCAAUGAGAUGUUGGUAUUGCACGGCACUGCCCUUCAGAAUCUGGACAAAAUUGCACAAUUUGGUUUUGAUGAACGUCUUGCUCGGGAAGGUGGCUUGUUUGGGCAAGGCAUCUACUUCACAGACGAGAGUUGCAAGAGCGCCCAGUAUUCCGGAGCGUACUGCAGACACUCUGGAGUGACGGAAGAAGUGGGGUGUAUUAUCAUUGCACGUUUGGUUCUUGGCUAUCCUUACUUUGCAACGGGCCCGCUGAAGCAGUUGAAGACAGAGCCUCUUCGGGAUGAAGCCAAUGUCUCGCAAGGUCACUGCCACUGUGUGGUGGCACGGAGUGGAACUCCCAAUGGACAAGGAGGUGGUGCGAAGCAGGUCCACAAGGAGUUUGUGGUCUUCAACCGCUACCAAGCAUAUCCUGAACUGGUGGUGCGUUUCAAAGUGCAGUGA
Molecule: messenger RNA, 1839 nt
Organism: Effrenium voratum
Lineage: Eukaryota; Dinophyceae; Suessiales; Symbiodiniaceae
Source: the annotation of a GenBank genome assembly